UGCUCAGUUAAGCUAACAGAGUUGUUCGUUCUUUUGCAAGGAAAAAAUGGCUGGUAAAAACUAAAUUUUCUGUUGGGUUUUAACAUUUUUUAGGCUUUGUUUUUUUUAAAUUUUCUCUCAUGUGUGUAUUGUAGCAAAGGAUCAUGACAUGCAGGAGAAACAGGAGAAAGAAUUUUGUCUAGUUAACAAGGAGUACCUGGCUGAUGAACCAUUUCGAGACAUUCCAAAUCUACAGGCAAAGCUUGAUCAGCUGAAGGGCAUGUUUAUGGGAUAUGAUGCCACAAGCACAGGAGAAAUUGACUAUCCAACGAUGAGCAGGAUACUGCAGGAGUUUGGGGUUUUCCAAAACCCCUUGGAGCUCAAGGCGCUGGUCCAGGAAAUCACAGGGAACACAGGCAGCACCAUCCCUUACAAGGACUUCACUAUGGUUAUGCUGGGCCGCAGAUCGACCAUGUGCCAACGGAUCAUGCACUACAAUGGGAAAGGAGGAGGAGUGGUGAAGAGGCCCAGCCUGAUGGAUGCUGGCCCCUAUGUAACCUACUUGGAAUGCACUCUCUCCGGAGUCCCCUCUCCUCUUGCCACUCUCCCGCCGCCACCUCCCCCAUCUCCAGUUGAUGGCUGCCCUGAGACCUAGCCGGCUGCCUGAGGAAUGUGGAGACUGACUCGCUUCGUAGGCUGGAAAGUCUGCUGAGAAGGCAAAUCAAAUGUCCUGUGGUAGAGUGCAUCCAGCUCAGACCUUCCCCAAUAAAGAGCUGCCUAGCAACAGUGCGCUGUAGCAUGUCUGAGCUGCUGCAGCAGGAGAGCAGAACUGCUGAUUGCUGGCGUUAUAGCAGCGCCUAAAGGCCCUGUUGUGGAAGGUGCUGUAGGAACACAAGACAGUAUCUGUCCCAAAGAGCCUACCAUCUAGACAUAAUCAGACAGGUGGCAAGAGAAACAGCCAGAGGGAGGUGCAGUUACUCAUCCCAGCUCUCAGCAGGUCAGUGGUAGAGCCUGGUAUAAACCUGGGCUCUUUCAGGUCAGCUCCUAGAAUCGUAUUUGUCCAUUGUUCUUACUCAGGUUGUUCAAGAACAUAACGUCCAUACUGGGUCAGACCAAAGCUCCAUCUAACCCAGUAUCCUGUCUUCCAACAGUGCCCCAGAGGGAAUGAACAGAACAGGGAAUCAUCAAUUGAUCCAUCCCCUGUUGCACAUUCCCAACUACUAGCAAACCAAGGCUAGGGAUACCAUCCCUGCCCAUCCUGGCUAGUAGCCAUUGAUGGACCGAUCCUCCAUGAAUUUAUCUAGUUCUUUUUUGAACCCUGUUAUAGUCUUGGCCUUCACAACAUCCUCUAGCAAAGAGUUCCACAGGUUGACUGUGCGUUGUGUGCAAAAAUUCUUCCUUCGGUUUCUUUUAAACCUGCUGCCUAUUAAUGUCAUUUGGUGACCCCUAGUUCUUGUGUUAGAGAAGUAGUAAACACCACUUCCUUAUCUACUUUCUCUACACCAGUCAUGAUUUUAUAGACCUCUAUCAUAUCCCCCUGUAGUUCUCUUUUCCAACCUGAAAUGUUCCAGUCUUAUUAAUCUCUCCUCAUAUGGAAGCCAUUCCAUACCCCUAAUAAUUUUUGUUGCCCUUUUCCGUAA
Caretta caretta (loggerhead turtle) is the source of this 1619-nucleotide messenger RNA. RefSeq names its product allograft inflammatory factor 1-like. Lineage: Eukaryota; Metazoa; Chordata; Testudines; Cheloniidae. Gene Ontology annotation, biological process: ruffle assembly; actin filament bundle assembly. Gene Ontology annotation, molecular function: calcium ion binding; actin filament binding. The record is from RefSeq and is a predicted model, not a curated record. Gene Ontology annotation, cellular component: ruffle membrane; actin filament.